Anguilla anguilla (European eel) is the source of this 1255-nucleotide messenger RNA. Its product is annotated as odorant receptor 131-2-like. The coding region runs from base 36 to 953 and encodes 305 amino acids. The record is from RefSeq and is a predicted model, not a curated record. Gene Ontology annotation, biological process: G protein-coupled receptor signaling pathway. Gene Ontology annotation, cellular component: membrane. Lineage: Eukaryota; Metazoa; Chordata; Actinopteri; Anguilliformes; Anguillidae. Gene Ontology annotation, molecular function: G protein-coupled receptor activity. The transcript is spliced from 2 exons.
AUCUGAGGUCAAGAAUUAUUCAAGGUGUAUGAGCCAUGGAUCAGAACAGCAGCAGUAAGGACCUGGUUCUACUUGAUAGCGACCACAAUCUGGUGAUGGUGAGGACAGUCAUAGGGCAGAUGCUGAUGUGGUUCUUCAUCUAUGUUGACAUGCUCAUGCUCUUCACCUUCUUCAGUAAGCAGGCUUUCCGGAGCGAUGCACGCUACAUCCUGUUUGCUCACACCCUGCUGACUGACUGUCUACUCCUGCUGCUCAUUGACCUGGUGGUGCUGCUUACCCACUUUCAAGUGCUUGUACCUGUCGGUCGCUGCAUCGUGCUCUGCAUUCUCAUGGGGAUUGUUGUCAAAAACACGCCCUACACCAUCACCGCUAUGUGCCUGGAGCGCUACGUGGCCAUCUGCAUGCCGCUUAGACACGCCAGCAUUUCCACCACCGGCAGGACCAUGGCUGCCAUCGCUAUUAUCUGGGCAUUCAGCUCCGUCAGGGUCAUUAUGGAUCUCAUUAUCGUCACUGUCAUGGCCCCACCAGAAUUUUUUGCCGUGCCCACCUUUUGCCAUUACGAGAUCAUGCUGGUGACUGAGUGGCAACGCCUCAUGUUUGUCACAUUUAAUCAGAUGGACUUCGGUAUUAUUGUGAUAAUCAUACUGUUCUGCUACACCAAGAUCAUGCUGGCGGCUCAGGCUGCCUCUGGAGAGAAUAAAGAGUCUGCGUCGAAGGGGCGACGCACGCUCCUGUUCCACAGCCUGCAGCUCAUUCUGUGCAUGGCCGACCUGUGGGGCCCCUAUUUAUUGUCUGUUGUUUUGCAGCAAAGUCCACACUUGUUCCUGCACAUGCGAUUCUUCAGUUUCAUUGCUUUUACCAUAGUCUCAAGGGCCCUGAGUCCCCUUAUCUAUGGCUUUAGGGAUAAACAGUUUUGCCUUGCCCUGAAAUAUUACAUGAGCUGCAAGGUCUAGCCCCUCUAUGGGGAAGUAUAGCAGCUUAGAACGAAAGCGAAAUGGAGAAAGCCACAGAAAAAAAAUCCUUCCGUGUACAUUGGUAUCUUAACCCACAAAGAUUAAACAAAAAUGGGAAAAUUUGUCAAGUUUUCAUUAGUUUUAAUGGAGAGGUGAAUUUUUUUUUGCAUCUUCUAUUUCUAGUCAUUUCAUUGUAUAAAUUUAAUUUCCACAAAACUUUGGCCAGAUUACUUCUCAAUCCCUUAAAAUAAAAAAGAUCACGUUUUUCGGAGAAAGAAAAUGAAAUUGUGUAUCACAAUACA